CACAUUCGGAAGUCAAUAUGCCUUUUUCGGCGCCUCAACCCAGAGUAUCGCCAUCUCUGGAUGCCGCCGUAACGACACCUACGUUAAGCGCGUGGGGCAGUGCCCCUUGAAAGACCAUGCCGCUGCCUGCAGUCACACCAUACAUUGCACCGCAGACGAAACGACGUCGCCACCUUAACUAUUUCAAAAUUACUCGGCGUAUUACUACUAUGCUACUCAAGUCACUUUCAGGAGGAAUGAACGUUUAUUUUAAGAAACAGCGAGAAAGUGUCCUUUCUUCGCCCUAGGUGGGCGGCUCUCUCAGUCCAGAAAGCCGUUGGCUAAUGCUGCAGCCCGGGCCCGGUCCACCAGACUUCGCUGAUCGUCCAGGCUCUGUGCCUUUAACAUUGCCUACUCAUGUUUUUUUUCUUGUGUGUGUGUGUGUGUGGCCGUUCUAAUGCCUCAAAAACAUGCCGCCAACGACUCCCCCUGAGUACCUCCUAACCUUUCGCAUCUCCAACACGCCCCCAAGCCCCCGUAUUUCUUAAAGAUCUCAUUUUUCUCUUUCUUUUUCUUUCACUACCCCCCUUUUUUUGCGCCGCCCAUUACCCCACCCCCCUUUCCCCUUUUUUUCCCCUUUUUUCUGCUUCUAUUUCUUUUCUUUUCUCCCCGCGUGCCCACUCUCACGCUCUCAUCCUCUCGUCUUGAGAAUGAAGCUCACAGACGUCGGACGACAGCGCUUGUUUCCUCUUGUAAUCGCUCUCUUUAAAACCAGCCGCCAGCGACAACUUCCGCAUGUGACGUCACUGCACUAACCCUUUAAAACUAACACGCCGACGAUGACGAGGCCGCCUUUGACGAAGAUAGGUCCUCCUGUAGAAACGUUGGCCAGCCUGUCUGAGAUGUAUGCAAUUGUGGAGUUUACUGCUACAGAGGAAGUGGAGGUUGUGCCUUGCACGUGGGUAAAUGGUGACAAAUGUCUGUGGCCAAAAGUGCCAUCAGAUAGAGCCACAAGAAUGGUUCGACGCGCAGCAAAACCAGAUGCGGGAUUCCUCUCAUAUGAUGCGCUCGUGAAAGGUGUAUUCCACACAUAUGAAGAUGGCCGUGCAAAGUUGGAAGAGGCCCGGUUCAGGUCCGAUUUAUCGGAAUCUGAUGGCGGUGGAAAGCGGAAGAGAAUUAGACCUUUGCGCUACAGUUCGGAAUCUGAUUCCGAUGAUGACCUUCCGCGCGCCCCCUUGCAGCUUUCCAUGCAGCACAAGACACCUUGCAGAGUCCCAAAAAAGCGCAGAAUGGAGCCUCUGCAAGGAAAUUCAGAGAUGACGUCACUGCCAGGUUCUAGUCGGGAGACACCCGCUCUUCCUUUCGAAAAUCGGAAUGAGGACGAAGUCGGCCUAAUUAGGGAUUGUGUGGCUGUGGCUGAGGUGGCGCAACAGUCCCAAGCUAUUAUUGCAGGAGCUGAGAGUCAGCAGCAUUUGGAUGCCAGCCCCAGUGCCAAUUGUUGUCGACAAACCUCGGGGACAGCCCUGAGCAGUGCUGAGUUUCAGCGGCGGGUUAUAAACAGUUUAAAUAUCGUGAGGCACAAUCAGGCUGAAAUUAUACAGAUGCUGACAGUAGCCCUACAAAGAAAUAGUCCUCCAGGUGCAGAAACUUCAAACACUCCUGAGCCAGUGCUGCGCUGCCCACUGGACAGUGUGCGAGAAGUCCUUGAUUUCAAUGAAGAACUGACUGAAGGAAAAAGUGAAGCUCUGGUUCUGGACCUUAUGGGCUAUGGAACAAGAACCCUGAACACAACUAUUAAGUCAAUGAUGGCUUAUAUAAUGAGUGAUCAGGCUGCGUCGGAAUUUAGUAUGGACGGCCGCAAAGGCAAGGUUCGAUUUAGGGACCUGAAGCUCGUCAAAGUUCUGUUCUCGGCUGCUCGGCGGACACGCCACCACAAAGACUGCACGGUAGACGACGUGCUCUACCACAUAAAGGAGUGGCUGCGCAGGGCAAAAGAAAGGUGUGCAGCCACUGCUAAGAAAGACUGAAAGUUUGCUGUACAGAAACCAGACGCUACUUCCGUGCAGGACCAUGAUGGUGCUUAAUUAGCUUACAAAAGUGGAAAAUAAAGUCUUGUUGAAUUGUGGAA
Dermacentor albipictus is the source of this 2107-nucleotide messenger RNA. RefSeq lists its product as uncharacterized. NCBI's taxonomy places the organism in Eukaryota, Metazoa, Arthropoda, Arachnida, Ixodida, Ixodidae. The record is from RefSeq and is a predicted model, not a curated record.